AAAGGCUUUGUGGUAGAGUUAAAGCAAUAUUGUCUGCUGCUGCUCCUAUUUCUCCUGAUGUGAUGGAUUUUUUGAAAAUUUGUUUUUCCGCUGAUGUGUUUGAAGGUUAUGGUCAAACUGAAAAUGCUGCUGCUUUGACAAUCUCACUAUAUGGAGAUCUGACAUCAGGUCAUGUAGGACCGCCACAAGCAUGCGGUGAAGUUAAAUUGGUUGAUGUACCCGAAAUGAACUAUACAUCAAAUGAUAAACCGUAUCCACGAGGUGAAAUAUGUGUUAGAGGCAAUGCUGUAUUUAAAGAAUAUUACAAAGAACCAGGGAAAACAAAGGAAGUAAUCGAUAAAGAGGGUUGGUGCCAUACUGGUGACAUUGGAAUGUGGGAUGAAUUAGGUAGACUUGUAAUUGUUGAUCGUGUUAAAAAUAUUUUUAAACUGGCUCAGGGUGAAUAUAUUGCUCCUGAAAAGAUUGAAAAUGUUUACUGUAAACACGAAUUAAUUUCUCAAGCAUUUGUAUAUGGUGAAUCACUUCAAACAUCAUUAGUUGCUGUAAUUGUACCUGAUCAUGAUGCUUUAAUUUUGUGGGCUAAACAAAAUAAUUUGGAAAAAUACUCAUUCGAAGAGCUAUGUGAACUUCCAGACACUAAGAAACAUAUUCUUCAAACUCUGGUUAAUUAUGGUAAAACAAAUGAUCUGAAAGGAUUUGAGAAUGUGAAAAAUAUAUAUUUGACAACAGAAGGUUUUAGUGUAGAAAACGAUUUGUUAACUCCUACUUUUAAAUUGAAGAGGCAUCAAGCUAAAAUUAAGUUCCAGAAGGAAAUUGAAAAGUUGUACUCUGAAAUAUCUCAAACUUAG
Cetraspora pellucida is the source of this 848-nucleotide messenger RNA. NCBI's taxonomy places the organism in Eukaryota, Fungi, Glomeromycota, Glomeromycetes, Diversisporales, Gigasporaceae. The record is from the annotation of a GenBank genome assembly.